Messenger RNA from Etheostoma spectabile (orangethroat darter), 1216 nucleotides. RefSeq names its product uroporphyrinogen III synthase (gene uros). The transcript is spliced from 10 exons. Lineage: Eukaryota; Metazoa; Chordata; Actinopteri; Perciformes; Percidae. The coding region runs from base 235 to 1020 and encodes 261 amino acids. Gene Ontology annotation, cellular component: cytosol. The record is from RefSeq and is a predicted model, not a curated record. Gene Ontology annotation, molecular function: uroporphyrinogen-III synthase activity. Gene Ontology annotation, biological process: uroporphyrinogen III biosynthetic process.
UUUCCCCGUUAUCAAUUGUAUAAUUUACAUAAUUUUGUUUACAUAUUCAUUCUAUAUUGGUUGGAGUAAAUCAUAUUUGUUACAAUUAACUUUAACAAUUUUGGGUCCUUAGUCAAAUAUUCUAUGUCAAACCCCCCCUUCUUGGCCGUGGCUGAAAGUUGUCAGGCAUUCAGCGUUUUUUUUGUUUAUUUGUCAUGUACUCAGCGGUAGGUACUACUAAAGGUAUUUGUUAAGAUGCACAUACUGCUUCUCAAAGAGCCAAGGGAUGGAGAGUCUGGACCUGAUCCUUACAUUAAGGAGCUGGCAUCACAUGGACAUGAAGCUACUCUAAUUCCCGUGCUGUCUUUUAAAUUUGUCUCAUUAAACACCUUGUCAGAUAAGCUUUUCCAACCAGAAAAACAAGGAGGUCUAAUAUUUACUAGUCCAAGAGCAGUGGAGGCUGUAAAGAUGUGCUUAGAAGCAGAAGAAAGAAGGGAAGAAUGGAACAGCUCUGUGAAAGACAAAUGGAACACCAAGUCCAUAUAUGUGGUUGGGAAGGCAACUGCUGAAUUAGUACAGAAUCUGGGUCUGAAGCCUUUAGGCGAGGACACAGGGACAGCCGAUGUGCUAUCACGUCUCAUCAUUGAACGAGAGGACAAAAAUAUUCAACCACUUUUUUUCCCCUGUGGCUCAAUCAAAAGAGAAGUCUUGCCUACGGCUUUAAGGGAAAAUGGAGUGCCCCUAGAGACGCUGACUGUCUAUCAAACAGCUGAACAUCCAGAUCUCGAGAAAAAUCUACAGAACUAUUUCACAGAGCAGGGCGCUCCAGCCAGCAUAGCUUUCUUCAGUCCAUCAGGAGUGAAGUUUUGCCUAGAAGUGAUACAAAGGCUGUCAGGUGAACAGCUGACACAAAUAAAGUUUGCAGCCAUAGGGCCUACUACACAAGACGAAAUGACAGCAGCAGGCCUGUGUGUCAGCUGUACUGCAGAAAAGCCAACAGCUGAACACCUGGCUGCAGUGAUAGCCAGAGCUCUACAGUAACCCCCCUCAGGCAGAUCUCAAGUCCAUCCACUUUAUCUUCUUUCUCGCUGUAUCCUGUAUGAUUGGUGUAUUCUGUAUACUCAUUAUUUUUAUUAUAUAUUGCCAUUUGUCUGUUUUACUUUUACAGCACUAUUUAUUUUUGUUUGUACUGUAUGUCGGCUAACUUGAUAAUUAGCUUUUUUGCCAUAAAUACCUC